AUGAACACUCCCAAAUUGAAUAUCGACCAUCUCCUGCUUGACAGCAUCUUGCAGAAGUAUGUUGAAGCAUCACCGUCAGCAAAGCAAUUGAUGGCGGCCGGGCUCGUCCUGAGAGACCGAAGUGGAGCUACGAUAUAUUCGAAUGCUUAUGGGAAAUUGAACGAUGGUGAUGACUCCCCACCUUUCACCACAGAGUCGCCCUGCUGGGUGGCAUCGUUGACGAAGCUCCUCACCGCGGUUUGUGUGAUGCAGUUGGUGGAGAAGGGUGCGGUGGAUUUGGACGACGACGUCGGCAAAAUAGUGCCAGAUCUCGCUGACAUAAAGAUAUUGCGCGGGUUUGAUAACGAAGGCAACGCGAUCCUGGUCGAGAAAAGCAAGCCGUUGACGCUUCGCAAUCUCCUUACCCAUUCAAGCGGCUUUUGCUACGAUAAUUUCGACCCUGAAAUGAUAAAGUGGUCCACUUCGGUCGGCAGGACUGUGACAUCCCAGUCCCACAGCCUCGAAGGCUUCACGUUCCCGCUCAAAUUUGAACCCGGCGAGAGUUGGAUGUACGGAGUCUCAAGCGACUGGGCGGCUCGCGUCGUCGAGGUUGUCAGCAACAGCACGCUUGAAGCCUACGCCCAGGAACAUGUGUUUAAGCCGCUGGGGAUGGUAUCAUCUACCUUCUUCAUAUCGGGACACCCCGAGCUUGCGAGCCGUCGAGCAAUAGUCGCCUUCCGCUCCCCAUUGGAUGGGAAACUCGUGACCGGCGACGACCCAGCCCCUCUACAGCCAAAGCAAAUCAGCGGAGGCGCCGGUCUAUUUACCACAGCUCAAGACUAUUCGAAUCUAUUGGCGGCGCUCGUGAGCAACGACGGGGUCCUCAUAAAGCCAGCAACCGUCAAGGAGCUAUUUCGUCCUCAAUUGCGGGACACCAAAGAUCUUCAGGCCUUUUGCGACGGACCGUUCCACGAUGCCAUAUGCCCCGAGUUCCCCCGGUGCCUUCCGGUCAAUUACGCAUUGGGAGGUGCGGUCAAUCUUGAAGACGUGCCUGGAAAACGUCGAAAGGGCAGCGUGAUGUGGAGCGGCUACACAAAUUCUCACUGGUGGAUUGAUCUGGAGACUGGUAUUGCGGGUACUUUGUUUACACAGGUGUUACCCAUGGUAGAUCCAGUCGUGAUCGCUCUAUACGACGAGCUGGAACGGGCAGUCUAUCAAGGCAUCACUAGCACUUGA
This is a messenger RNA of Rhinocladiella mackenziei CBS 650.93, 1215 nucleotides long. RefSeq lists its product as uncharacterized. Lineage: Eukaryota; Fungi; Ascomycota; Eurotiomycetes; Chaetothyriales; Herpotrichiellaceae. Bases 1 to 1215 code for a protein of 404 amino acids. The record is from RefSeq and is a predicted model, not a curated record. The transcript has 4 exons.